AUGGCCGCCUCUGGUAAUCAUCACCCCCAUCAAUUGAUUGGCUUCCUCAUCCUUCUAAUGGCGAAUAUCAAGGAGUAUGUCCCAAUAGUAUACACUCCAACAGUAGGAAUUGUUUGUCAGAAAUACAGUGGAUUGUUUAGAAGACCAAGAGGGAUGUAUUUCAGUGCUCUUGAUCGUGGGAAAAUGGUGUCAAUAGUUUAUAAUUGGCCAGCUGAACAGGUUGAUAUGAUUAUUGUUACUGAUGGAAGUAGAAUAAUGGGUCGUGGUGAUCUAGGAGUUCAGGGUAUUGGAAUUGCAAUUGGGAAGUUGGAUUUAUAUGUUGCUGCAGCUGGAAUAAAUCCUCAGAGAGUAAUGUAA
Molecule: messenger RNA, 357 nt
Organism: Lactuca virosa
Lineage: Eukaryota; Viridiplantae; Streptophyta; Magnoliopsida; Asterales; Asteraceae
Source: the annotation of a GenBank genome assembly